AGCGCUCCCCCGCCCCCAGCCUCACUUCCGUCGGGCCGGUGGCGGUUGCAACGAGCGAGCUCCGGGCAGCGCGGAGGCAGCGGUCGGAGCCGGAGAACAGACCGAUUUCUUUGCUUCCCUGCAGAAAAAGACUUGUGACAGGAAAGCAAAGGGAAAGCUGCAAGAGCAGUCACGUGCCCCUCCCCGGUAGAGCAGUGCUGCCCUAAGUUCUAUUUAUCUAGUAUAUUGAGGGACUCCUGAAAACCCUGUAAGAACAUGGACAAACUUGCAGUUGAAGGAUUAGUAAAAUAUCACAGAAAAAGAGACCAGUCUGGAACUUCCCAACCUUCUAAAAAGGCCACCCACUGCUUAGGUAUUGGACUGCUGCCAGACUGAAUUGGCCCUGUCAACACUGGUUCUCCACUUGCGAGAGACGAACUGCAAACCAGGGGCCAAAAUGACAGACUCCAAGUACUUCACCACCACAAAGAAAGGGGAGAUCUUUGAGUUGAAGGCAGAGUUGAACAGUGACAAGAAGGAGAAGAAGAAAGAGGCAGUGAAGAAGGUGAUCGCCUCCAUGACCGUUGGCAAAGAUGUCAGUGCACUCUUCCCAGAUGUGGUGAACUGUAUGCAGACCGAUAACCUAGAGCUGAAGAAGCUGGUCUACCUGUACCUGAUGAAUUAUGCCAAGAGCCAGCCAGACAUGGCUAUUAUGGCUGUCAACACCUUCGUAAAGGACUGUGAGGAUCCCAACCCUCUUAUCCGUGCUCUGGCUGUGCGCACAAUGGGCUGCAUCCGGGUAGAUAAGAUAACUGAGUAUCUCUGUGAGCCACUGAGGAAGUGUCUGAAGGACGAGGACCCUUAUGUGCGCAAGACAGCAGCAGUCUGCGUGGCAAAGCUUCAUGACAUCAAUGCCCAGCUUGUGGAGGACCAAGGUUUCCUGGACACAUUGAAGGACCUGAUCUCAGAUUCCAACCCUAUGGUGGUGGCUAAUGCGGUAGCAGCCCUUUCGGAAAUAGCAGAGUCUCACCCAAGCAGUAACCUGCUGGACCUGAACCCCCAGUCUAUUAACAAGCUGCUGACGGCCCUGAAUGAGUGCACAGAGUGGGGCCAGAUCUUCAUCCUGGACUGUCUGGCUAACUACAUGCCUAAAGAUGACCGGGAGGCCCAGAGCAUCUGUGAACGGGUGACGCCCCGGCUGUCCCAUGCCAACUCUGCCGUGGUCCUGUCAGCAGUGAAAGUGCUCAUGAAGUUCAUGGAGAUGCUGUCGAAGGACCUGGAUUAUUAUGGCACCCUGCUGAAGAAAUUGGCUCCUCCUCUGGUCACAUUGCUCUCGGCAGAGCCUGAGCUGCAGUACGUGGCGCUCCGCAACAUCAACCUCAUCGUGCAGAAGAGGCCUGAAAUCCUGAAGCAUGAGAUGAAAGUGUUUUUUGUGAAGUACAACGACCCCAUCUACGUUAAACUGGAGAAACUGGAUAUCAUGAUCCGCCUGGCUUCCCAGGCCAACAUUGCUCAGGUGCUUGCUGAACUGAAGGAGUAUGCAACAGAAGUGGAUGUGGACUUUGUGAGGAAGGCAGUCAGAGCCAUCGGCCGCUGUGCCAUCAAGGUUGAGCAAUCAGCAGAGCGCUGCGUCAGCACGCUGCUCGACCUCAUCCAGACCAAAGUCAAUUAUGUGGUGCAAGAAGCCAUUGUGGUCAUCAAAGACAUCUUCCGCAAGUACCCCAACAAGUACGAGAGUGUGAUUGCCACUCUGUGUGAGAAUCUGGACUCCCUUGACGAGCCUGAGGCCCGGGCUGCCAUGAUUUGGAUUGUGGGAGAAUACGCAGAGCGAAUUGACAACGCGGACGAGCUGCUGGAGAGCUUUCUGGAGGGCUUCCAUGAUGAGAGCACCCAGGUCCAGCUGCAGCUGCUGACUGCCAUUGUGAAGCUCUUCCUGAAGAAGCCCACUGAGACCCAGGAGCUGGUGCAGCAGGUGCUGAGCCUGGCUACUCAGGACUCUGAUAAUCCGGACCUGCGAGACCGUGGCUACAUCUACUGGCGUCUGCUCUCCACUGAUCCUGUAGCUGCCAAGGAAGUGGUGCUUGCGGAGAAGCCCCUCAUCUCCGAGGAGACGGACCUGAUUGAGCCGACCCUGCUGGAUGAGCUGAUCUGUUACAUUGGCACGCUGGCCUCUGUCUAUCAUAAGCCUCCCAGUGCCUUCGUGGAGGGGAGCAGAGGCAUUGUGCAUAAGAGCUUGCCUCCGCGGACAGGGUCGAGCGAAAGUGCAGAGAGCCCUGAUGCAGCCCCGUCAGGAGCCCCCCCUUCAGAACAACCAGCUGUCAUCCCAACUCAGGGUGACCUCCUUGGUGAUCUCCUGAACCUUGACCUGGGCCCCCCAGUGAGCGGACCUCCUGUUGCUACAUCCUCUGUGCAGAUGGGGGCUGUGGAUCUUCUUGGAGGUGGCUUGGACAGCUUGCUGAGAAGCGAUGUAGGAGGCAGUCCUGCAAUGGGUGGCACCGGCUUUACAGCUCCCAGCGCAGUGAUGCCUGCAAACCUCGGGCCACCCCCCAGUGGUGGCUUGGGAGACCUCUUUGAUCUGGCCGGUGGAGUGGGCACACUGUCAGGAUCCCACGUAGCACCCAAAACAGUUUGGCUCCCAGCCAUGAAGGCCAAGGGCCUGGAGAUUUCUGGCACAUUCAGCCGCCAGGUGGGCGCCAUCUCCAUGGAUCUCUUACUAACAAACAAGGCCUUGCAGGUCAUGUCUGACUUUGCCAUCCAGUUCAACCGUAACAGCUUCGGCUUGGCGCCAGCUGCUCCUCUUCAGAUCCAUGCCCCUCUUGCUCCUAACCAGACUGUGGAGAUCUCCCUCCCUCUGAACACAGUAGGCUCUGUCAUGAAGAUGGAUCCUCUCAACAACCUCCAGGUUGCAGUGAAGAACAACAUUGAUGUGUUCUACUUCAGCACCUUGUACCCCCUGCACAUCCUCUUUGUGGAAGAUGGGAAGAUGGAGCGGCAGAUGUUCCUGGCCACCUGGAAGGACAUUCCAAAUGAGAAUGAAGCCCAGUUCCAGAUCAAAGAUUGUCCUCUCAGUGCAGAUGCUGUUAGCAGCAAGCUUCAAGGCAGCAACAUCUUCACCGUAGCCAAGAGGAACGUAGAGGGACAAGACAUGCUGUACCAGUCUCUCAAACUGACCAAUGGGAUCUGGGUCCUGGCAGAGCUACGAAUCCAACCCGGCAGUCCCAGUUUCACGGAUUUGGAGCUGUCUCUGAAGUGCCGAGCGCCAGAAGUAUCCCACUAUGUUUACCAAGCAUAUGAAACCAUUCUGAAGAACUGAGGCACCCACCUCAUCCUCCUCUCUCUCCUCCCGCGUCCCAAAUGAGGAAAUGGAUACCAGAACCUGCGUGCAUGUUUCCUCUUGACCUUGGAAGGAACAAAUGCAAGAUCAAGAUAGUUUGGAAACUUCAAACUGGCGCCCUCCUGAUGCUGAAAAUGGUGUGAGCGGCAGUGCCUCGCAAUCCAUCUUCAGCUCUCUGGGGAUGGGGUGGAAGGAGAGCGGGGCAGGGGGAGGGAUCUUGUUGCAAUUCAAUGCAUCAGUGUAGAAUUCUUUCAUGUGAAGUAAUGCAGUGUCCUUUUUGCUGACGUUGCCCCCUUAAGAGCCCUGUUUUUUUUGCCCUUGUGCUCUUACUGAAAUUAAGAGCAUGCAUGAGAAUCUGGGUGGAAAGGCAGUGCCCAUUACAUCUCAUUACUAUCUUCAAAUCCAUUUCCCCCGACCUUCCCAGCCAAAUAAAUGAAUCAACACUUCGAUGUUUAAAUACGGCUUGUGCUGCAUCGCCAAGCCCAGCCCUAGGAAGACAGUGGUGAUGGGUCUCUUGCAUUUGGACGCAUGUGUUGUCUGGUGAAAAAUUCAUCACUAAUAACCCCUCUUCUGAUGGGAUAGCUAUGCUGAAGCACCACUUUUUCCUCCUCCUUUCAUGGUGACCUGCUACUUGGGGUGGAUUUGUUUCCAGUCCUGCUUGGAAAAAUCCAUAAGCUGCUUUGUGCUUUACAUGCCUCUGAGCCUCCCUUAUUUCUAGGAGUGCACAAUUAAAAGAGACUCUUUGCUGAAGCUUGGCACAAGGUCUCAGCCUACGGGGGGAUUGGGGGAAUUUUGGGGUUGGGGGAGGUGUAACAGGAGUUGGAAAUAAUUUGGGGCUCUUUGCCUCUGCAGAUCAAGUUGUUCUGUAACUUGCCGAAAGCUUUCUGUCUGCAGAGUGGACAGCUUCAAAGGCAGCUAGCUAAUGAUGAAUUGAUGCCUUGAGUAUUUUUUCAAGGUGGCAAAUCUCCAUUUAGAGCUCUCCUUCCCCCUUUGACAUUUAACUGACCAAGGCACUUGCUUUUCUUUGUUCUGCAGAUAACAAGCUCCAUUCCCCUGCCUCUGCAAGCCCUCAGGUUCUGUAAGGGAUAAUGCAGUUCCAGACCUGGAACAGAUAUCUCAGUAGGUAUCUCAAUAGAUUGCAUCUGUUCCUUUAAAAGGCUAGUUUGAGUUUACUCCCAAACACUGAGGUUCCCUUAAGUAGAGGGCUUGAUCUCUUCCUAGGCUAUAGGGGGUUAGCAGGAGUAAUCUGUCUUGGAAUAGAAUAGCCCAUUUUCUUGCGCUGCAAACCCUCCAUUCAGCAUGUAUUUCCUCAGUCUGGUUGGGAUUGUCAAAGAGCCUAGGGGACUAGGUACCAUUGGAAGUCACAGCCUGUACCCACAACUGCUAUGAAGAGGGCUGUUACCAUCUCUGGGGGACAUAAUGCACACUCAGAAUUAACAUAGGGAAGGACAAAGUACUCGUUUAGUAUUAGGGCCACAGUGACCCCAUAGGAGGUGGCUCUGAAAACUAAUAAGGGAUGUACCAAAUCAUAUGCCAAUAUUCAUUAUAGUCCUCCCAUCACCAUGGGAUGCUGAUUCUUGAAUUGAGCUUUCCAGGAAGGCGUUUCCUCGUGUAUGACUGGUUUGCUGACUGCCUGGAACACAUCAGGCUUCUGUUGCUGUCUCUGUGAGGCUCCCCCUCCAGUCUCUGUGCUGUUCCGAUUCCUUAACCACAACAGCAGAUGUGAUCAGCCAUCUGCACAAACCCCUCCCCAUCACUGUUCUCAGUAUAGGUUUUGAUGGGUCAAAGGAGUGGGUGGCAUCUGCAUUUUUUUUGUGCCCUUGGGGCUCAUAUAACUCUCCUGUGCUCAUCAGCUACAGCAAUCCCAGCAGAAGUGGGGCGUGGCUGUUUCUCGGCUGAGCAUUUAAGGCUUUUCCUAUUUGUUGCUGCUGUAGGGGGCAGGGGAUACGGCCUUUGGAAAUCAGUGACACUAAUCUUCUUUCCCCCUCCAGAAAUAAUAAUAAAAGCAAUUGACUGCCCUUAAAUAGAAGUGUUUGCAAGUUUUCAGAUCCCUACAGUAAAUAUAUCUAAUAUAUAUAAAUAUAAAUAUAUAUAUCUUGUAUGUUUACUUGUGUUUUAAAAGAAGUAACACUGAAUAAAGGUGACAUCUUCCCAUCAA
This is a messenger RNA of Gopherus evgoodei (Goodes thornscrub tortoise), 5471 nucleotides long. RefSeq names its product adaptor related protein complex 1 subunit beta 1 (gene AP1B1). The coding region runs from base 437 to 3292 and encodes 951 amino acids. Gene Ontology annotation, cellular component: clathrin adaptor complex; membrane coat. Gene Ontology annotation, molecular function: clathrin binding. Lineage: Eukaryota; Metazoa; Chordata; Testudines; Testudinidae. The transcript is spliced from 25 exons. Gene Ontology annotation, biological process: vesicle-mediated transport; intracellular protein transport. The record is from RefSeq and is a predicted model, not a curated record.